Messenger RNA from Pygocentrus nattereri (red-bellied piranha), 8372 nucleotides. It is a transcript of the gene kcnma1a, whose product is annotated as potassium large conductance calcium-activated channel, subfamily M, alpha member 1a. The coding region runs from base 609 to 4379 and encodes 1256 amino acids. Gene Ontology annotation, biological process: potassium ion transport; transmembrane transport. NCBI's taxonomy places the organism in Eukaryota, Metazoa, Chordata, Actinopteri, Characiformes, Serrasalmidae. Gene Ontology annotation, cellular component: postsynaptic membrane. The transcript has 31 exons. The record is from RefSeq and is a predicted model, not a curated record. Gene Ontology annotation, molecular function: large conductance calcium-activated potassium channel activity.
GAGAAGAGGACACGGACAGACACGCUCACCAGAUCAGCUGUCACCCAGCGCCAACCCUCACUGAGCGGCUUCUUCUCACAACAGUCGCCGACGAGCAGCACGGGAGGACGGAGACCCCCUUUUCCAGCUAAAGCACAGCGCGUUUAGGGGGCGAUUAAUAAGUUUGGCGCCGAGGAGAGAAAAACAUCGAGCUGUCACGGUAGCGCGUGUGAAUGGAAGGCUGUGAUCUGGGAGCCUGAGGAGCAGAACCGUCUCGGAAAAUCAGACCUCCGAGCUCAGCGCGCGACCGGACAGCGAGAUGCGCGCGGAGGCUUAGCGCGCUCUCGUUCUGAAAAUUUUGGGACAAAAGCAGGAGAAAACCCGUUAACAUGAAAACGUAAGUCGCAGUUCUCGCGGAUUUAAAUGUCUCUCGCGGAGGCGCGCAGCCUCGCUCCUUCUCUCCCGUUUCCGACCAAUUUUGGCUAAAAAAGGAAAACUAUAUAUCUACAUAUCGUUGAGGUUUAGGAGAAUCGGCUAGAAAGCGAGCGCUGAAGGAGAAGGGCUAGUUGAAGCAAUAUGGCUGAUGGCCGGGGUUGGGGGCGCUGGCAGCAGCUCUCCAGAGCUUCUUCAUGCUAGCUGUGGCAGAUGGCAACGUUUCCUAUGGCAGCAGCGGCUCUAGAAUGAGUAAUAAUAUCAACUACAAAAACCCGGACUCCUCUGUCUCUAUAUCCAAGAUGGACGUGAUCAUCCCGUUUUCACCAGACGUACCGUGUGACAACAAUGGUCAGCGCAUGUGGUGGGCUUUCCUCGCGUCCUCCAUGGUGACGUUCUUCGGGGGUCUCUUCAUCAUCCUCCUGUGGAGGACCCUCAAGUACCUGUGGACCGUCUGCUGCCAUUGCAACAUCAAACAUAAGGAGGCACAGAAGGUGAAUAACGGUCAGACAGACGGGCCAGUGAAGAACCAGGAUGAGAAGGACGAUGCUCCAGCAAGCGAGGUGGGCUGGAUGACCUCAGUCAAGGACUGGGCCGGGGUGAUGAUCUCAGCACAGACUCUGACGGGCAGAGUACUGGUGGUGUUAGUCUUUGCGCUCAGUAUUGGAGCUCUUGGAAUAUACUUCAUAGACUCGUCUGAUCCUAUAGAAUCCUGUCAGAAUUUCUACAAAGACUUCACGUUACAAAUUGACAUGGCAUUCAACGUGUUCUUCUUACUCUACUUUGGGCUGCGUUUCAUCGCAGCCAAUGAUAAGCUUUGGUUCUGGCUGGAGGUGAACUCCGUGGUGGACUUCUUCACUGUGCCGCCAGUGUUUGUAUCAGUGUAUCUGAACAGGAGCUGGCUGGGUCUGAGAUUUCUAAGAGCAUUGAGAUUGAUACAGUUCUCAGAAAUAUUACAGUUUUUGAAUAUCUUAAAAACAAGUAAUUCCAUCAAGCUGGUGAACCUGUGUUCCAUCUUCAUAAGCACAUGGCUCACAGCUGCAGGAUUCAUUCAUCUGGUGGAAAACUCAGGGGAUCCUUGGGAAAACUUCCAAAAUUCUCAGCCGCUUUCAUAUUGGGAAUGUGUGUACUUACUCAUGGUCACUAUGUCCACGGUGGGCUACGGAGACGUCUGUGCAAAAACCACUCUCGGCCGCCUUUUCAUGGUGUUCUUCAUUCUCGGCGGUCUGGCCAUGUUUGCCAGCUACGUCCCUGAAAUCAUAGAGUUAAUAGGAAACCGCAAGAAAUAUGGUGGUUCCUAUAGUGCGGUUAAUGGCAGAAAGCAUAUUGUGGUCUGUGGUCAUAUCACGCUUGAAAGUGUUUCCAACUUCCUUAAAGACUUCCUACACAAGGACAGGGAUGAUGUCAAUGUAGAAAUUGUUUUUCUCCAUAAUAUUUCCCCUAAUCUUGAGCUGGAAGCCUUGUUCAAACGUCACUUCACUCAGGUGGAAUUCUACCAAGGAUCUGUUCUUAACCCUCAUGAUCUGGCUAGGGUCAAGAUUGAGUCAGCAGACGCGUGCUUGAUUCUUGCAAACAAAUACUGUGCCGACCCUGAUGCUGAAGAUGCCUCCAAUAUAAUGAGAGUCAUAUCCAUUAAGAAUUACCAUCCAAAGAUAAGAAUAAUCACUCAAAUGUUGCAGUACCACAACAAGGCCCAUCUGUUAAACAUUCCCAGCUGGAACUGGAAGGAGGGUGAUGAUGCGAUCUGCCUGGCUGAGCUGAAGGCAGGCUUCAUUGCCCAGAGCUGCCUGGCACAGGGCCUGUCCACCAUGCUGGCCAAUCUCUUCUCCAUGAGGUCAUUCAUCAAGAUUGAAGAAGACACAUGGCAGAAGUAUUAUCUGGAGGGCGUGGCCAAUGAAAUGUACACUGAGUACUUGUCCAGUGCCUUUGUUGGACUUUCCUUUCCUGCUGUUUGUGAGCUGUGUUACGUGAAGCUCAAAUUGUUACUGAUCGCUAUUGAAUACAAGUCAGAACAGAGGGAAAGCAGUAUUUUGAUCAAUCCCGGGAACCAUGUUAAGAUGCAGGAAGGAACCUUGGGCUUCUUUAUUGCCAGUGACGCCAAAGAGGUCAAAAGAGCAUUUUUCUACUGCAAAGCUUGUCACGAUGACAUCACAGAUCCCAAAAGGAUCAAAAAAUGUGGCUGCAAGAGACUGAUACAUUCCAAGAUGUCCGUCUACAAGCGAAUGAAACUGGCAUGUUGUUUUGAUUGCGGGCGCUCUGAGCGCGACUGCUCGUGCAUGUCAGGCAGUGUACAUAGUAACAUGGACAGCCUUCAGAGGGCCUUCCCACUUUCUUCUGUCUCUGUUCAUGAUUGCUCAACCAGUUUACGUGCCUUCGAAGAUGAGCAUCCAUCAACGCUGUCACCCAAAAAGAAGCAGCGCAACGGAGGCAUGCGAAAUUCACCCAACUGCUCGCCCAAAAUGAUGAGACACGACCCUCUUCUUAUCCCGGGAAAUGAGCAGAUUGAGAAUAUGGAUGUUAAUGUGAAGAGAUAUGACUCCACAGGAAUGUUUCACUGGUGUCCAUCCAAAGACAUAGAGAAGGUCAUUCUGACAAGGAGUGAGGCCUCCAUGACGGUUCUGAGCGGACACGUAGUGGUCUGUAUAUUCGGAGACGUCACGUCUGCUCUGGUUGGCCUUCGAAAUUUAGUGAUGCCUUUAAGAGCAAGUAACUUCCAUUACCACGAGCUGAAGCACAUUGUGUUUGUGGGCUCGCUGGAUUAUCUGAGGAGAGAGUGGGAAAGCCUUCACAACUUCCCUAAAGUCUCCAUCUUACCUGGGACGCCAUUAAGUCGAGCUGAUUUAAGGGCUGUCAACAUCAACCUCUGCGACAUGUGCGUUAUCCUGUCAGCCAAUCAGAACAAUAUCGACGAUGCUUCACUGCAGGACAAGGAAUGCAUCUUGGCAUCGCUCAACAUCAAAUCUAUGCAGUUUGAUGACAGCAUUGGGGUCUUGCAGGCUAAUUCCCAAGGUUUCACACCCCCUGGCAUGGACAGGUCAUCUCCAGACAACAGUCCAGUGCAUGGCUUGGUUCGCCAGGCAUCCGUUACCACUGGCUCCAACAUCCCAAUCAUUACUGAACUAGUGAAUGACUCGAACGUUCAGUUCCUGGACCAAGAUGAUGAUGAUGACCCAGACACAGAGCUAUAUCUGACCCAACCCUUUGCCUGUGGGACUGCCUUUGCUGUCAGUGUGUUGGACUCACUUAUGAGUGCGACAUACUUCAACGAUAAUAUCCUCACGCUGAUCCGGACACUGGUCACGGGAGGCGCCACGCCGGAGCUGGAGGCGUUGCUGGCAGAGGAGAACGCACUGCGUGGAGGCUACAGCACACCGCAGACGCUGGCUAACAGGGACAGGUGUCGGGUGGCCCAGCUGGCCCUGUACGACGGGCCCUUUGCAGACUUAGGGGAUGGUGGUUGCUAUGGGGACUUGUUUUGUAAAGCACUGAAGACAUACAACAUGCUGUGCUUUGGGAUCUAUAGAUUAAGAGAUGCACACCUAAGUACACCGAGCCAGUGCACGAAAAGAUAUGUCAUCACCAACCCACCCUAUGAGUUUGAGUUGGUCCCCACAGACCUGAUCUUCUGCCUGAUGCAGUUUGACCACAAUGCAGGCCAGUCCCGAGCCAGCCACUCCUCUCAUUCCUCGCACUCAUCCAGCAAGAAGAGCUCCUCGGUCCACUCCAUUCCGGCCACCAACCGGCAAAACCGCAGCAGCAAAGCCCGUGAGACCCGAGACAAACACAAUGCAACAAGGAUGAAUAGAAUGGGCCAAGAAAAGAAAUGGUUUACAGAUGAACCAGAAAAUGCCUACCCAAGGAACAUUCAAAUCAAGCCGAUGAGCACUCACAUGGCCAAUCAAGUCAAUCAGUAUAAAUCCACAACCAGCCUGAUUCCACCUAUCAGAGAAGUCGAAGAUGAAUGCUGAAUCCCUGGCCUUUGAUGACAUGGAGGGAGACGGAACAUCCUGUUGUGAAAAAAUUAGUGAUGAUGAUGAUGAUGAUGAAGAUAACGAAAUGGCUACAAUGGUGACGAUUCACUGUAACUUCCCUUGCAGUACAGCUCAAGGGACUUGUCGCGAUCAUGGAAACUGGAGGGGACCUCUUAUGUGUAUACCUUUAAUGUUACUUCCAUGCUUUUGGAAACAUUUAAUUUAUAAAUGUAUACAUAGUGAUGUACAUAAUGACAAUCAAGUAAGGAUUGUACAGCCCCCUAGCACUUUUUGAAAUUAUGUUUAAAAAAAAAAAGUACUUCCUGUAAUUCUUUGCAAUAUCUCAUGUCUGUCGUGACCUGACUCUGUGCAGAAGGGUUUGUGUUAUGGAGGAUGAGGGUCACAGUCACUCAUCUCAUCCUGACAUUACCCAAAGAAACUCAUCUGAAGCAUCAAAUAAGCCCCACACGUUGAGUUACAGUACACACCCUCAUCUGCUUCUUUUUGCACUAAACCUGAUCAAGUUAUUGUGGAAUAACUUGAAAAACAAACUGAAAAAAAGUGUGGGUUGCUCACUGGAUCAUAGAAAGAGUGUGUCUGUGUCUGAUUCACUGCGUGGCAGGACUGUGUAGCAGGAAUGGGAAAUGAAUGUGGCAAGUGUCAGGGUGUGCGUGGACCUCAGUCCUGCAUGGAGCACGCUAGGGGCAUUCAUUCAACCGAGUAAAUGUUGCAUCGCACAAACCUGAACAUCUAGCGAGGGGAAAAGUGGUCUCAUUUCCAUCCAUACACAUCAUCCAGGCCUUCAUAUAUAUGGGAAUGUAUUUGCCAUAGUUUUAUAAUAAUGCAAAAGGUUGUCCCCAACGUAGCCCUACAAAAUUGGCAAUACAUUAUGAGGAUAUGCACUACUUUUGUUGACAUCUUUCCAUCAUGCUUGACUACUCAUUUGCUGUGGUUGGAAAAAAAAUGGUGUGAUCAAAGCUCAUGAUGUGGUCAUUUGGAUGAGGCACAAGAAACAAAUGCUUUGUGCCUGCGGAUCUGUUAUCAAUAUCAAAUGAAUGAAUUACACACUGCACUCACCUGCUGAUAAUCCUACUAUGAUUGAGCUUUCAGAUCAUAUUUAACAUUCUGUCUCACUGGAACUGAAGCUGGCGUGAAGAAAGCAUCGUAGAUGCACAUACAGUUUAAUAUGCCACAUAUUGCGAAAAGUGGGCAUUCAUGGUUCCUCCUUCUGAGUGUAGCCACUGCCUGACACAUUGUUGGCACAGAGGCAGAGAUGUGCUUGGAUGUUCUCUGUGACCAACCGUGAUGCCUUAAAAAAAUGAAAGCGAUAAAGAGACAGAUGCAAAAGCCAAGCUCAAUCAUAGUUCUCAAUUAUCAUCAAAUCUUGAAAAUCCUUUAUGUUGCUUUUGGUAAUAGACUGGAUAGAAUGAACUACACUUAACAAGACAGGAACACGGCUGUGUAGCCUUUAUGUUAAGUGGGAAGUAUACAAAUACUAAGCAGAACUUUGGAACAUUGCUUCGGAUGUUCUGCCAGAUUUAUACAUACUGUACGUACAUACUUAUUUUUUAUCCAUAUGAGCGUAAUCAUUUUGUACUUAUUUUUAUACAUAUCAAAGAACUUUAUUUCUAAAAUUAUCUUAAAUGCAUCUUACCAAGACUACAGUGCACACCAAUUCAGUUUGUCCAUUUUUACCCUUGGGAACAGAACAUAUCACAUUUCUUUAAAAAUAAAAAAAAGAGAGAGAAAGUGAUAGAUUUAUCUUAUGGAGACAACCUGAGUCAAAAAGGUACAACCUCAGCUCUCCAUUCAGUUUCCUUGGAGUGUGCUUCGAAACUCAAUACAUGGGCUGCUUUGAAGGACCUUUGUAGCUGUAUCAAUUAAAAGCGUGUACUAUGUUUCAUUUUCAUUGGCUGAGAUUUAAAUAUACAGUUCAUGCAGCGCUUAGAUGUAAACAAUAGUUGAAAUCUGAGUUAAAAGCGAUGGUGAUAAAUCAGCUGAAAUUGACUUAGAAAGGUGCAUGAGAUGGCUAACUGCUAAUGGUUUGCACCUAUUCCUUCUUUUCUGAGGGUAGAAUUGAUAAUGCUAUUUUGAUAUUGACCUAAAUUAGGUCUCAGGAUAAAGAGGAACAUGAAGUAUUUUCAUGUGCAUUCACUCAAAACUGUGUUUCAGAAGGCACACUGAGAAUCUUUAGGUUUCCUCAAUCAGCAGAGAGCUAAUAGCCAUAUGAUUGUAGACAUAAGAAGAAAAAGACGUUGCUACAAUUCCAUCUACUGAGGAAAAACGUGUAGUGUCAAAGUAUGUUGUGUAAAUUCUGCCCAUUAUAGGCCACAUUUUAUUUUCCGAAGAAAAAGGAUCUCAGCUUUAAUGUUUGUCUACUGGAUGUAGUAUGAUCCUACUGCAGCCAACUAGGCUUUGUCCUGAAGUGAUUUUUUGAAUUGUGCAUACAUUGGUGUUACACUUUGUAGCAAGUAGAUUUAUUAAAAAAAAAAAGAAUUGUGAGUAAAAUGUAUGUAAAAUUGGGUUGUCAAUAACAUACUUGCUAGCCUGAAAAAGGAAUUCUGACCUAAAAUGAAUCGGUAAACAUUGGAGUUAAAAGUCAAUUUUAAUUUCUUUUCUUCAUAGGUGACUCGUCUAUGUAAGAUCCUUUUCCUGUAAUGAAACUCCUGCAGUACAUUACAAAGAAGAGCAGAAAGUGAAAGCAGGGUUUGUUUGAUGAAAGAGGGACUUGGAGGCUAGCCUAAAUUGCAUACUAUAUUUUUUAAAACAGAAUUGUAUGUGAAUUCUUUUAUGUCAGAGUUUACAUUCCAUUUUGUCAGCUUUUAAAAAAUGAUGUUAGUUAAUGCUACAGUCCUUGUUUGUUUGUCACAACCACUGACUUGUUUACAGAUUUCUCUUUUGUCUUUUCUUUAUCAGACUUCUCAGAUAGCAAGCCUGAACAUAAAUAACGAAGCAGGAUUAUUCAUUAAAAACAAGCAAUCAAAACACAUCAGGAAUAUCGGUCAGUACAUUUUGUUUUCACCCCCAAAGUCUGUCCCCAACAUAAUGAACAAUGGUUGUCCUUCAGCUUGACUUUCUUCUCCAGUGCAAGAAAACAGCAGGUGAUCUUUUUUGUAUCAAGCAUGAGGUGAAAAGGUAUCCUGAGCAUAUCAGACUGUUUCAAGUGCCAUGAAGGUGCCUCUUCAGCAGCAUCAUUCAGUCAUGUGUUAAAAUGUGAAGAUGUGAAGUGGCAUCUAACACUGGCAUGGGGAACAUCCAAGCCAUCCAUGCCUCCAUGCCAGUGCAGUGCCAGGCAGUGCAGUCAGACAAAGGAGGAAUGAUUGAAGACCCACUAAAGCGAAAAGUGGCAUCCACAUGGCUGAGUGGCUAACAUAUGCAUAACCCAGCUGAACAAAAUAUACCAUGAAUUUUUUUUAAAGCAAAUCACCAUAAAUUAUUAACACAUUGAGACAUAACAUUGACUGAAAGAUGCAGGAGAGGCACCAAAUGAGUUUUUUCAGUUGUCAGCACCUGUUCAUUUGUUCAGGACUGUUUGUUCAAGUGCAAACUUACUAAUAUUUAUCAUGCACCAGUCACAUCGCAGAUUUCUGGCAAUUUUACAGUACUGUAAAGAUUGGGGUGUUGCUAAAAAUUAGGAAUUGUAUAGAAUAAACUGCUUUGAGGGAAUUAAGUCUUAACAAGCUGAAAUUGCAUUGGGAUGUUUUUUUUUUCUUUUCAUUUCAAUAAAACAAUGUAGGACAUUGAAUUAUAUCUUUAAUUACUGGCAUAUUCAUUACAGGAAAAUGGAGUUACUCAUAGAAGACUUAAUUGUUUGAACUGUUUUAGCUAAUGGAUAAAUGGAGAAAUUGAUGGUGCUGAGUUGAUCUACCUGACUCUGUCAAAUAUAACCUGCUGAUAAAUAUACUGUCUUGUACAAAAAGUUUGUACAUAAAUUGUACAUGUUUCUUUUUGUAUUUUCUCAAAUUAAAAUGGAUGUAUUUGUGUUCUAAA